This is a messenger RNA of Drosophila rhopaloa, 2781 nucleotides long. RefSeq names its product dynein regulatory complex protein 11. The coding region runs from base 63 to 2558 and encodes 831 amino acids. The transcript is spliced from 5 exons. Gene Ontology annotation, molecular function: protein binding; ATP hydrolysis activity; ATP binding. NCBI's taxonomy places the organism in Eukaryota, Metazoa, Arthropoda, Insecta, Diptera, Drosophilidae. The record is from RefSeq and is a predicted model, not a curated record.
UUCCUGAUUGAUUGUAAUUUAAAGAAGGGCUUCAGUUUUACAUUGAAGAGUCUUUAAUCACCAUGUCCAGCACAUAUUUUAAUGACAUCUGGCAUCAAUCCCAGCAUGAAUGUGAGCUGCUGUCCACUAUUGACUACGAGAGGCAGCACCAGGAUGUGGAGACAACGGUGGCCACCAUGAAUGCUGCUGUUGGCUCUGUCGCUGCUGAUGCGGAUGCCAAAGUCCUGCUGCAAUCGAGUCUAUACGAGUUCUAUCUGCGAUAUAUCUGCUUGAGUAAUCGCCUUGAGGAUGUUUACGAUAAUAUGAUCCAGCCCCAGAAACGUCAGUUGGUGCGCAAAUUGCUGGAUGCCUGUCUGGGUCGAGUGGUUGAGCUAAAGCACGAUCUCGUGAACAUAGAUUUGAUGGAGUUCAGCUACAACGACGACGUGGUGGAGCGACUGCGUCUGACACCAAUGGAGACCGAGCUGCGAAUUCCCCGAUACUUUCUCCGCGAGCGGCAACAAGAGUUGGAGUUUCGCAAGAAGACCAUGCAGGAGAUCCUCGUAAAACUGGGCUGGCUGGAGGAGCACGAACUGGAGGAGACAGUAACCACCGAGAUCGAAGCCGUACGGAUGCUGCAGAUGCAUGAGCGAGCACGUCAGGGUCGUUUGCGCGCCCACUUUAUGAAGGAAAUUCGUAUCCUCAAGGAGAAAGGUAAGUCUGAAGAGCGCAGCGAAAAGGAGCGUAGUGACUCCGGACUUUUGGCCGCCAUGAAGAUCCAGAAAAUGUGGCGUGGCCACACAGCUAGGCGAAUCACGCGCCGCCGUAAAAUGGAGGAGAUGAUCCUAAUUGGUAUGCUCCCACCUCCUCCGGCCGUGGUUAAGGAACGGGCUGAAAAGCUGGAAAAGCUGCAGCACAACGAGAAACGCUACCAGGCGCAGGCACUUUACGGGGAACAGUUUGAGGAGAGACAGGUCGCCGUGCAGGAGGAGAUCCGGGCCAAGCACGGCGCCAGCAUGAAGGAGGAUAUCGCCGAUGAGAUCCGGGCCUGGGUUAAGGAUUGCUACGACAAGACGGGCAAGCUGCCGGACUUUCCCUCCGAGGAUCAGGGCGGCUCCCUGCACAUCUUCAGCAGACCUGGAACGGAGAGCGAGCACAGCCGUUCGUCAGCACGCUCUUCCAAGGAGUCUCGGAAGACGAAAGACAAGUCUAAGUCGCCGGCGCGCAGCGGAGACCUCAACGUCAAUGAAAACCAGGAGGAGGAGGUCAGUUUCCAGCCAGCGCCCUCCGUCUGCCUUCCAGACAUCCGCGCGGAAAUUGAUCUCUUCAACGACACAUGGCGCGACAAAGACGAGGCGGGGGUGCUGAGCCAGGCGGCCUACGAGGACAUGAUCUACAGCGACAAGUACCAGGAGGUGGAGCUAGAGUUUCGACGUGCUGUUGACGACGUAAUGCGUCAGGAGAUCGAGCUGUUGCAGACGGCGGUCGGAAAGAAAGUCAAGAAGAGCAGCAAAAAGACGCGACGCUCCGGCAAGAAAAGCAAAAAGAAGAAGGAGAAGGAUCUCACGCCGGAUCGCACAACUGAGUCGCUGUAUGAGGAGCUGGUCACGAAUGGCAUUAUCCGGAAAUACCCGGAGCUGAAAAUGAAACAGUUUCUGGGCGACAAAUCGCUGACUGCUCGGAAUGGCACGAAUCCCUCACCGGGUGACAUCCGCCAGAUCCUUACGGAGUAUUGCAUCCUUCCGCUCGGUUCGGAUGCCAUCCACAAUUGCACACCGCUCAUACGCUCCAUCCUGCUGGCUGGACCCAGGGGAUCCGGAAAAAAGGCCCUGCUCCACGCCAUUUGCACGGAGGUAGGAGCCGUGCUUUUCGAUCUGACCCCGGCCAAUAUUGUAGGAAAGUAUCCUGGCAAGUCGGGCCUCAUAAUGCUGAUUCACCUGGUCCUGAAAGUGUCCCGACUUCUUCAACCUGCCGUCAUAUACAUGGGCGAUGCAGAGCGACCGUUCAUGAAAAAAAUUCCCAAGACUGAUCGCACGGAUCCCAAGCGGUUGAAAAAGGAUCUGCCUAAGCUGAUUAAAAACAUAGCGCCAGAGGAUCGUGUCAUUUUUGUGGGCACCUCAAAUCUGCCUUGGGAAGCUGACCAAAAACUUCUCCAAUCCGUCUACAAUCGGUUUAUUUACAUUCCACGACCGGACUACGGAGCCAUGUCACAUGCCUGGAAAACAUUGCUGCACGACUAUUCUGGUGGCAUUUCCAAUCUGGACACCAGCGCCAUGGCCAAAAUAUCAGACGGCUAUACCAUUGGAGCCAUCGAUGCCUGCCUCAAGGAGGUGAUGACAUGCAAGCGGAAACUGCAGCUUCGCACCCAACCGCUCACCAAUGCCGAGCUCAUCAAUGUCCUUUGCUCCCGUGAUCCUGUCUAUCGCGAGGAAGAGGAGGCCUUCGAAUCCUGGUGGUCGAAGACACCCCUGGGACGCCGUCGUCAGCGAUUUUUGGAGCUGGAAGAGGAGCGCUUGCUGGAGGAGCAGGCUCAGGCUGCCAAGCAGGGAAAUGGAAAUAAAAAGAAGGGCCUCAACUAAAAGGUAAACAUGAUAUUUCUCAUGUUUAAGAUUGGUAUAAAAAGGACAAUUGUGACUCGCUAUAUUAAGAGAUUACAAUUUUUUUAAUUGGAAUAUCUACAAAUUUUAGAAUAUGAAUUAUAAAACUCAAAGAAUAACAGCAUACACAAUUAAAAUAAAUGUAAUCCUUAAGGAACAACUAAUCGAAAGGUAUUAAAAAGUAAUCUAUAAAUUUCAAAAAAUA